Molecule: messenger RNA, 2080 nt
Organism: Nylanderia fulva
Lineage: Eukaryota; Metazoa; Arthropoda; Insecta; Hymenoptera; Formicidae
Gene: barc
Product: RRM1_TatSF1_like and RRM2_TatSF1_like domain-containing protein barc
Biological process (GO): mRNA splicing, via spliceosome
Cellular component (GO): U2 snRNP; U2-type spliceosomal complex
Molecular function (GO): RNA binding
Source: RefSeq, a predicted model, not a curated record
AGUGUAUAACGCGCGAAAAGUACGUGCAGGAUAUUCGGUAUUUUCUUCGGUAAACAGCAGUCGCCGCGAAAUGUUCAAUCGCUUAAUCGAAUUUUGUGAUUGCGCGGAUUAAUAUUCAAUAAUCGCUUGUAUACUGUAAUUGCGUUUUGACGUGAUACGUGAAGAUAUUUUUCGCGAUCGUGUCUCGUGUCUCGAAAACUAAGGUCCGUUCUACAUUGGUCCAUCAGCUGCAUUCCAACAUUCCAACUCCGAGUGUGACUCAGAUACGACGUAUUGACGUAUGCACACCUAACCUGUGUGAUUUCGUUUGCUGUAGUUUGAUAUGCAUAACUGCGAAAGAAUGUAAUUCUUGUCGCUAUUAUUGUUAAAUUCACGAAUUAUUCGUUAUUAAUUAGCUCAAAUCUUGCGGAAUUUACAGUUGUAUAAAUAUCGAUUUAUUGUUUGAAAGCUGACUUAAUGAACUGUUGAAGAUGGCUGAUACACAGUCAGUCACUGCAAACACGGAAGAGUCAGAGAAACAAGAUGAGCCUAUGAAGAAUUAUAAGUUUGAUGGAAAAACUUAUAUCUAUACUGAUCAAGCAACAAAUAUUACUUACAGAUUUGAUCAAGAAAAAAAUAAAUGGAUAGUAAAGGAAGAUGAUAAAGAGAGCUCUUGUAACAAGCAAAGCUCUGAUAGAAAGGAAGAGGAAGAAAUUUCUAUUCCUAAAGCUAGUGCUGAUACUGGUGCUUUUGGCUUUGAGAAUGAUACGCAUACUUAUACGGAUCCAACUGACGGCAGUGCAUAUUUCUGGGACAAGGAGAAAAAUGCCUGGUUUCCAAAAGUUGAUCAGGAUUUCAUGGCUAAGUAUCAAAUGAGUUAUGGCUUUACAGAUAUUAGUGCACCACAGCCAAACCCAUCUGAGCCAAACCAAUCUCAGAAAGCCAAAGAAGAAAAGGAACAGAGGAGAAUAGAAGCAAAGCGAAAAGCUCAGGAAGCACCGACUUGGUUUGAGGUCGAUGAGGCGCAUAACACCGCUAUUUACGUUUCCGGCCUACCUCUGGAUAUUACUAUGAAGGAGCUCACGGAACUCUUCACCAAAUGUGGCCUCAUAGCUAGGGAUGAAAAAGGGAAGGACAAAAUCAAGCUAUACAGGGAUGGCAAUGGUGAACCAAAGGGAGAUGCUCUUUGUACUUAUAUCAAGGUCGAGUCGGUGGAUUUGGCGUUGAAAAUUUUAGACGGCUCGCAAAUCCGAGGGAAAACAUUGUCGGUCCAGAGAGCGAAGUUCCAAAUGAAGGGCGAGUACGAUCCCGCGUUGAAACCGAAGCGGAAAAAAAAGGAUAAGGAGCGGCAGAAGAAGAUGCAAGAAAAAUUGUUUGACUGGCGACCGGAGCGCAUGCGGGGCGAACCGCUAAAGUGCGAAAGGGUUGUUAUUAUAAAGAACCUUUUCACACCUGAGGACUUCGACAGGGAUGUCCAGCUGCUUCUAGAAUACCAACAGGACAUCCGGUCCGAGUGUCUUAAGUGUGGCGACGUCAGGAAGGUCAUCAUUUACGACAGACAUCCUGAAGGAGUAGCGCAAGUCACAUUCCGAGAACCGGCAGAGGCUCAAGCUUGCAUACAGCUUCUGAACGGCCGUUGGUUCAGCCAGAGGAAGAUAUCAGCGGAGAUCUGGGACGGCAAGACCAAAUACAAAAUUACAGAAACUGACGCGGAGAUUGAAGCGCGACUAGAAAAAUGGGAUACAUAUCUGGAGCAAGAAGACGAAAAAAAAGCAAAGAAGGAGCAGGAAACGAGCAGUAAGAUGGAGCAAAAAGUAUCACAAUAAGAAUGCAUUCCACGAUCGAUAAAAUUGUAAUCAUGUUUUAACAAAUUCUAUUUUCCUUAUUUCCAAAAAUCCUCGUCGUCGUUUCACUUUUAAUGUUAAGCUCAAAGCUUUUCCUUUAGGCGUUUUAAUAAGAGCAUGAUGAUUAAUCGAUUCUGUCGACGACGGCGUGGUUGAGAUUUUAAGCUGCUCGCAGCUUUGUCGUUGAAUCGGCGCUACUGUUGUAUUAGUGAUAUAUUGUUAGUCGUUGCAACAAUAAAGAUACCUCUUCGAGUUAU